This is a messenger RNA of Botrytis deweyae, 2829 nucleotides long. RefSeq lists its product as uncharacterized. Gene Ontology annotation, cellular component: mitochondrion. The record is from RefSeq and is a predicted model, not a curated record. Bases 146 to 2200 code for a protein of 684 amino acids. The transcript has 2 exons. Gene Ontology annotation, molecular function: nucleic acid binding; ATP binding. Lineage: Eukaryota; Fungi; Ascomycota; Leotiomycetes; Helotiales; Sclerotiniaceae.
UUGCAGAGGGGACUCCAGCGACUUCGACAAUUUCAAUCAAUCGCCACUUUGAUUUCUACACUGUUGAAUUUAACAGUUAUAACUUCAAUUGAAUUGUUAUUACUACCUUUUCAACUUUUAUCCGUAUACGGAUCAGUAUUUAAUCAUGUUUUCCGUCUGCAGAAGAGGUCCCGCCUCAAUAUCUAGAGCCCUUCGCGCAGUCCCUUCGACCAUUCGAAUUCCUUCAACCAGACCUUCAACUCUUUCUCUCAUUUCGCAAAAGACCUCUUUACCAGUUUUGGAGUCAAGAUGGUUACAUGUAUCCUCGGCUUCCCAAUUACAAAGUGCUGCCACUCAAGAAGCUGCCGUCGUUCAAGAAAAUAAAGUCAUUAAUCGUUUCGAUGAACUCACCAAAUACGGUCUGGUUCACCCAAAUGUUGUCAAUGAAAUCACUCAAACCAUGAAACUCGAGACCAUGACUGAGGUCCAAACUUUGACUAUUAACAAGGCUUUACAAGGACAUGAUAUUAUUGCACAAGCACGAACUGGUACCGGAAAGACAAUUGGUUUCUUACUUCCUACUAUUCAAAAUAUCCUCGAGAAGAGUCCUGAGCUUGCAUCUCGUCAACGUUAUUCCAGAGCAAGAGCUUCUGAUAUCCGCGCAAUCAUUAUUUCACCUACCCGUGAAUUGGCAGAACAAAUUGCUGUCGAAGCGGUCAAGAUUACAAGAAGUACAGAUUUGAUUGUACAAGUUGCAGUCGGUGGGUCGAGCAAAAGAGAGAUGCUUAGAAAAGUUCAACGUGAGGGUUGUCAUAUCCUUGUCGGAACCCCUGGAAGACUUCAAGAUCUUUUGACCGAUGAAUACAGUCAAGUAUCUGCUCCGGGAUUAACAACUUUGGUUCUCGAUGAAGCCGACAGACUUUUGGAUGAUGGAUUCUCUAAGGAUAUUGAUAACAUUAAAGACCUCUUACCUAAACGAAACGAAGUUGACCGACAAACAUUAUUAUUUUCCGCCACCGUUCCAAAAGAGGUUAUGGGUCUCGUCAGAAGAAUCUUGAAACCGGAUUAUAAAUUCGUCCAAACCGUUAAGGCAGGAGAUGUAGCCACACACGAAAGAAUCCCUCAAAAGGUUGUCACUGCUACUGGAAUGGAGAACAUCAUGCCAGCGUUGGUCGAAAUUUGCAAGAAAGGAAUUGAAAAGGCUAAUACCGAAGGUUCCUCUCCAUUCAAGGCUAUCGUAUACUUCAACUCAACCGCGAACGUUCAAUUGGCUGGAGAGAUCAUGAAAGGAAUAGAUUCCCUUCAAUCAAUUGAUGUUUCUGCUAUUCAUGGCAAGCUCACACAAGAAAGAAGAACUAGAGUUACAGACAGAUUCCGUCGUGCCACGUCUGCUGUCAUGUUGUCCAGUGAUGUUACAGCUAGAGGAAUGGAUUUCCCCAAUGUUACUCACGUCAUUCAAGUCGGUAUCCCUAGAGACAGAGACACAUACAUUCAUCGUGUAGGACGAACUGGAAGAGGAGGCAAGGAAGGAGAAGGAUGGCUCUUAUUGACAAAAUCUGAAGUCGUAGGAGCUCGUCGAACAUUGUCUAAUCUUCCAAUCACAUCUGAUCGUACACUCGAGACCCCCUUUGUCGAUAUGAAACAAGAUGCUCAAUUACCAUCCACUACCGCAGAAAUCCUUAAUGAAGUCGGUCAAGCAACAAAGAGAGUUGACCGUGAGAUCAAAGUCGACGCAUACAUGGGUGCUCUUGGCCAAGGUCAGAAGGGUGCAAACCCUAGGGCAAUUUUGGAAGACAUGAACAACUGGACCAAAUUUGGUUGGGGUUGGGAGAAACCUCCUAUGAUUGGCCCUGGCCUUGCACGCAAAUUGGGAAUUGAUAGAAUCCCCGGCGUUAACAUUGGACAUGAACCUCGCGCGGAUGAUGACGACUUUGGUAGUGGACGAGGAUUUGGAAGCAGUGGUGGAGGACGAGGAUUUGGAAGCAGCAGUGGUGGUGGUGGUGGAAGAGGAUUUGGAAGCAGUGGUGGAUCCAGUGGAGGAAGAGGAUUCGGUGGUGGCCGAGGUGGUGGUGGCCGAGGUGGUGGAAGUGGAGGUGGUAGAGGAUUUGGUGGAAGAAAUGGUGGAAGUGGUGGAAGAAAUGGUGGAAGCGGUGGAAGAGGAUUCGGUGGUGGUGAUAGAGGUGGUUCCAAAGGAGGAUUUGGCUCAUCUUCAAGUUUCUAAACAAGGUUUGAUACUUGAUUUGUUCGACUAAAUCGCUUGUUUGUGUAUCACCACUUCCUUUCUGUCUCAGUUUCCUUCCCCUUUCCUUUUCAUUUUGCUUUUGUCUCGGCUCAUCCUGUUUUGCUACAUUUUGUCAGAUUUUCGACUGGUACAAGAUGACAAGGAGAUAUGCCAUACGCAAGAUUCGAGAAAGGAAUUUGGGCAGAAAAACGACACUCAAAUUUAUGCGUUUUUGAUACAUAAAAUUCUUCGAUUCUUGUUAGAACAUUGUAGCAAAUAGAUAGGAAGGAUACAAAAAUGGGCAAACCGGCGGGGAAUGGAGCUUAGGCGUUUCUUGUUUGGGAGCGACAAUAGCUGUAGUUCAUUCAGCAAGCGCAAUGCUCCCUUGUAUACCUACCUACAUACCUAUGUAUAACUUACGAGUUAGAUGGAUAACGAGGAGAAUCUUUUGAAGGCAUUGGAUGGGAUGGAGAAAAGGGAAUGAUUUUUUUUUACAGUGGAGAGUUGGGGAUGGAUAGAUUUGCGGUAGGGGAGGGGGAGAAAGGCAUUACUGGGUGAGUCAGCAGUGAGUGGAUGGGGAAUGGAUAGGAUAGUCAUAUGGAUAGGCAUAAUUCUACUCUUUAUUUUAU